Molecule: messenger RNA, 1695 nt
Organism: Adineta ricciae
Lineage: Eukaryota; Metazoa; Rotifera; Eurotatoria; Adinetida; Adinetidae
Source: the annotation of a GenBank genome assembly
AUGGUUGUUCACGUCGGUGGCCUUGUGGCCAUCCUUGUUUUCUAUGUUCUUAUUCUAAUGGUGGGUAUCUGGGCUGGACGAAAGCAGAAAUCGUCAGAAAAAUCACCCGAUACGGAAGAGAUUAUGUUAGCAGGAAGGAAUAUCGGUUUACUCGUGGGAAUAUUUACAAUGACAGCGACAUGGGUGGGUGGUGCAUAUAUUAAUGGAACAGCUGAACAAGUUUUCUCAACUGGUCUCUUCGCAUGUCAAGCUCCAUUAGGUUAUGCGAUUAGUUUGGUCGUUGGGGGACUAUUAUUCGCACAGCCCAUGCGAAAUGCUGGAUAUGUAACGAUGUUAGAUCCAUUUCAACGAAAAUACGGUCAACGAAUGGGUGGACUAUUGUUCAUACCAGCGUUGCUGGGUGAAGUGUUUUGGUCGGCAGCGAUUCUUUCGGCAUUAGGAGCAACGAUUAGUGUUAUAUUUACUGAUGUUUCAAUGACAACAUCGAUCGUUAUUUCAGCUGCUGUCGUCAUUUUUUAUACACUCUUUGGUGGAUUGUAUUCAGUUGCUUAUACGGAUGUAGUUCAACUUGGUUUCAUUUUCAUUGGCCUGUGGAUUGCUGUGCCAUUUGCAAUGAGUCAUCAAGGUGUUGGUAGCAUCGUGUCAACAUGGCCGGAAUGGCGGGGUCAAAUUGGUGAUACACAAUGGGUAGAAUGGAUUGAUAGCAUGCUUUUACUUAUCUUUGGUGGAAUUCCGUGGCAGGUUUAUUUCCAACGCGUUCUCUCGGCUAAAUCAGCAAAGAAAGCCAUGUAUCUUUCGUUUUGUGCAGCUGUAGGAUGCAUUGUCUUAGCAAUGCCACCGGUUUUGAUCGGUGCAAUCGCGAAAUCAACAAAUUGGACGAUGACAGAUUAUGAUAUCAACAAAGAUAUCAGAUCACCCGAAGCAACAAAACUGAUUUUGCCAUUGGUUUUAUUGCAUUUAUGUCCAAAAUUUGUUGCGUUUAUUGGUCUAGGGGCUGUUUCAGCUGCUGUUAUGUCGAGUGCUGAUUCGAGUGUCCUCAGUGCGAGUUCAAUGUUUGCUCGGAAUGUGUGGAAACUUGUUUUUCGUAAUCAAGCAUCGGAACGUGAAGUACUCCUCGUCAUGCGUAUUGGCAUCUUUCUCGUUGGAGCUGGCGCUGCUGGUAUUGGUAUUCUCGUCUCAUCGAUCUAUGUUCUUUGGUAUUUAUGUUCGGAUCUUGUUUACGUCAUACUUUUCCCUCAACUACUUUGCGUUGUCUACGUUCCACAUACAAACACCUACGGUUCAUUAUCAGCUUACAUUCUUGGUUUCAUCUUUCGUAUUCUUAUUGGUGAACCGUCAUUAAACAUACCCACAGUGAUUUCGUUUGGUCGAUACAUUCCACCAAAGACUUUAUGUAUGAUUAUUAGUCUUCUCACCACUCUUAUCAUUUCCUUUGUUGCCAAAAUUCUCUUCGAAAAUCGUCUUCUCUCACCUCAACUAGAUGUUCUACAUUGUCUCGUUGAUAUCCCCAAUGAAACAUUACCAUUGAAAGAAAGUACAACAACUGAUGAGUUACAUCAACAAUCCCGAAUUGUCAAACUACCGAUACAUCACCAAUCACAUCAUCUCACCGAGCCAACGAUGAUGAUAAACACGUCAUACUCCCCUAGUCAAGAUACACUCAAUACUUAUGGAAAUUCUUCCGUACAUCAAUAA